AUGGAUGCUUUUGCUGUCAACCAGCAAGGCCAAACUCUUCUUUCAUGGAAGAUAAGCUUGAACGGGUCACCUGAGGGGUUAAAUAAUUGGGAUUCAAGCGAUGAAACUCCAUGUGGAUGGUUUGGAGUCACUUGCAACUUUGACAAUGAAGCUGUAGCAUUGGAUUUGAGGUAUGUCGAUUUGUUUGGAAAACUUCCCUCCAAUUUCACCUCUUUGAUUUCCUUAAACAAGCUUGUUCUAUCUGGAACCAAUCUUACUGGUUCAAUCUCAAAAGAGAUUGGUACUGCUCUUCCACGGUUGACUCACUUAGACUUGAGUGGCAAUGCCUUAACCGGCGAAAUCCCAAACGAGCUUUGUAACUUGCUCAAGCUUGAACAACUCCUUCUCAACUCUAAUCAACUCGAGGGCUCCAUUCCAAUCGAAAUCGGAAACCUCACUAGCUUGAAAUGGCUACUCCUCUACGACAAUCAACUUAGCGGUUCCAUACCCAACACCAUAGGCAAGUUGAAGCAUCUUGAAGUGAUUAGAGCCGGUGGAAACAAGAAUCUUGAAGGCUCAUUACCCCAAGAAAUUGGCAACUGCAGCAAUUUGUUGAUGUUAGGCCUAGCAGAAACAAGCAUCUCAGGUUUUCUCCCACCAAGCCUCGGCCUCCUUAAAAAACUCCAAACCAUUGCUAUCUACACCGCCCUCCUUUCCGGCCAAAUCCCUCCAGAAUUCAGUGACUGCACCGCACUCCAAGACAUAUACCUUUAUGAAAAUUCACUCACCGGAUCAAUCCCGAAAACAUUAGGCAGACUCCAAAACCUUAAAAACCUAUUGCUCUGGCAAAACAACUUGGUCGGUAUCAUCCCUCCGGAGCUCGGGAGCUGCAACCAAAUGUUGGUCAUUGACAUCUCAAUGAAUUCAUUAACCGGAAGCAUUCCGCAGUCAUUCGGUAAUCUAACUGAACUUCAAGAACUCCAACUUAGCCUCAAUCAAAUCUCCGGAGAAAUCCCUGCACAACUUGGAAACUGCCAGAAGCUAACUCACAUCGAACUGGACAACAAUCAAAUCAGUGGCUCAAUCCCACUUGAAAUAGGUAACUUAUCAAAUCUCACACUCUUUUACUUAUGGCAGAACAAACUCGAAGGCAACAUACCGUCUUCCAUUUCCAACUGUCAAAAUUUAGAAGCCAUAGAUUUCUCUCAAAAUGGUCUGGUGGGGCCUAUUCCAAAAGGAGUUUUUCAGCUGAAGAAACUCAACAAACUCUUGCUUCUUUCCAACAAUCUCUCCGGGGAAAUACCGCCUGAGAUUGGAAACUGCUCCUCUUUGAUUCGUUUUCGAGCUAACAACAACAAGGUUGCCGGAACAAUUCCACUCCAGAUCGGAAACUUGAAGAAUUUGAACUUCUUGGAUCUCGGAUCAAACCGGAUUACUGGAAUUAUCCCGGAAGAGAUCUCGGGUUGUCAGAAUCUGACAUUUUUGGAUUUGCAUUCAAAUGCUAUUUCUGGUAACUUGCCACAGAGUUUUAACAAGCUUGUGCCACUCCAGUUUGUUGAUUUCUCUAAUAAUUUGAUCGAAGGAACAUUGAGUCCAAGUCUUGGUUCACUGAGUUCACUCACCAAGCUCAUUCUUGCUAAGAACAGGCUCUCUGGUUCCAUUCCGAGUGAACUCGGUUCCUGCUCCAAGUUGCAGUUAUUGGACCUGAGUGGAAAUCAGUUAUCAGGGAACAUUCCGUCAAGUGUUGGAAAGAUUCCAGCAUUGGAAAUCGCUUUGAAUCUCAGCUCGAAUCAACUUAAUGGAGAGAUUCCGUCAGAGUUCACUGGGUUAAACAAGCUUGGCAUUUUGGAUAUUUCCUACAAUCAUCUUACUGGCGAUCUUCAACAUCUCGCAGCAUUGCAAAAUCUUGUCGUGCUUAAUGUCUCGCACAAUAAUUUCUCGGGGCACGUGCCUGACACCCCCUUCUUUUCGAAGCUUCCUCUCAGUGUACUUUCCGGUAACCCAGCUCUUUGCUUCUCCGGUAACCAGUGUGAUGGUGAUGGAAAGCGCGUGAAGCGCGCGACGGCAGCGCGUGUGGCAAUGGUGGUGCUGUUGUGUACAGCGUGUGCCCUCCUUUUGGCAGCGCUCUACAUUAUCCUGGGAAGCAAAAAGCGUGGUCGUGGGGGCCAUGAGUGCGAUGGUGACGAUGAUAAACUAGACUUGUCAGUAGCUGAUGUGGCACGAUCGUUGACAGCUGGCAACGUGAUCGGGCGAGGCCGGUCCGGCGUGGUUUACAAGGUUGCCAUUCCGUCAGGACUGGUGGUGGCAGUUAAGAGGUUUAAAGCAACAGAGAAGAUUUCAGCAGCAUCAUUUUCAUCCGAGAUUGCUACAUUGGCGAGAAUUCGACACCGAAAUAUUGUCCGGUUACUCGGGUGGGGAGCAAACCGGAGAACAAAGCUGUUGUUUUAUGAUUACAUGGCUAAUGGCACGUUAGGGGCAUUGUUACAUGAAGGGAAUGAUGUUGGAUUGGUGGAGUGGGAGACGAGGUUCAAGAUUGCAUUAGGGGUGGCAGAAGGGCUAGCUUAUUUACAUCACGACUGCGUGCCACCGAUUUUGCACCGAGAUGUGAAAGCUCAUAAUAUCUUGCUAGGGGACCGGUAUGAGGCAUGUUUAGCCGAUUUCGGGCUGGCUAGGCUGGUUGAAGAUGAGCAUGGAUCAUUCUCUGCAAAUCCACAAUUUGCAGGGUCCUAUGGAUACAUUGCACCAGAGUAUGCUUGCAUGCUUAAAAUCACUGAAAAGAGUGAUAUAUAUAGCUAUGGAGUUGUCCUUUUAGAGGUGAUAACCGGGAAAAAGCCGGUCGAUCCAUCAUUUCCGGAAGGCCAACAUGUUGUCCAGUGGGUCAGAGACCACCUGAAGUGCAAGAAGGACCCAGUCGAAAUACUUGAUCCUAAACUGCAAGGCCACCCAGACACACAAAUACAAGAAAUGGUUCAAGCUCUUGGAAUCUCUCUUCUUUGCACAAGCAAUCGCGCUGAAGAUCGCCCCACAAUGAAAGAUGUGGCAGUAUUAUUGAGGGAAAUUCGACAGGAACCGAUCGUAGGCAGCGAGGCCCACAAGCCGACCAACAAGUCAUCAAAGCCGACGGAAACUAAUCCGUCGUAUUCAUCAUCCUCGGUGACCCCAGCUCAAUUAUUGAUGCUUCAGCAAGGGUCUUCUCGUUGCUCGCUUGCUUAUUCUUCCUCAUCAGCUAGCAUUACGUCAAAAGUUGAAAAUAUAGUGAAGACACCAGGAAAAGACUUGAACGAAACUAAGGAAGAAAUUAAGUAA
Dovyalis caffra is the source of this 3285-nucleotide messenger RNA. NCBI's taxonomy places the organism in Eukaryota, Viridiplantae, Streptophyta, Magnoliopsida, Malpighiales, Salicaceae. The record is from the annotation of a GenBank genome assembly.